GAGACGCUUCUGUGUUGAGCAGCAACGACAGUAUAGGACGGCGGGAGGAGAGGGAGCAGUUUGUUUUGACAAUAAACCGGUAAACAAAAGCUACCACUAGUUCUUUCUUCAGAAAAGUGGCGUUUUUGUGUCUUUGGUGGACAGGUAUUCGUUGAAUUAAAUGUUGUACGAUUUCCAGCGUUUGCGUAAGGAGCUCCAGCCGGCGAAUCGCAUCACUUCGCCCGGAGGGUCAUCGUCAGCGGCGACACCCUCUGCUCCGUCAGCCUGAACCGUUUAGAAAAUGACCGGAGAGAAGCUCCGCUCCCUGCGUAAGGACCAGAGGCCGAGCAAGGACGAAGAUCUACUGGAACCGGACGAGGAAGCUGCCACCGGGACGUUCGCUGUCCCCAAAGCGAAUAACAAGAGCAGGGCGAGUAAAAUAUUCAGCAACCACAAGUUAAUCAAGUCACCGUCCACACAGUCGCAGAAUAAUGGUAACACCAAUAACACUCUGGCAGCAUCGGAUGUUAUUGAUGACAACAACAAAAAUCCGAUCAUCAAACCGGGGCUGGACUUUCCGGUGCACGAAUGUGUCUUUAAAGGAGAUGUCCGACGGCUGUCUUCGCUCAUUCGGACACAAAAUAUUGCCCAGAAGGACGUCCAUGGAAACACACCAUUACACCUCGCUGUCAUGAUGGGACACAAAGAAUGUGCUCAUUUGUUACUGGCUCACAAUGCACCCGUGAAGGUGAAGAAUGCUCAGGGAUGGAGCCCCCUUGCAGAGGCCAUUAGCUAUGGAGAUCGACAAAUGAUCACAGCAUUGCUGAGGAAGUUGAAGCAGCAGUCCAGGGAGAGCGUAGAAGACAAGAGGCCCAAACUGCUGAAAGCCCUCAAAGAGCUUGGAGACUUUUACCUGGAGCUUCACUGGGACUUCCAGAGUUGGGUGCCUUUGCUGUCCAGAAUCCUCCCAUCAGACGCGUGUAAGAUUUACAAGCAUGGCAUCAACAUCAGGUUGGAUACAACCCUGAUAGACUUUACUGAUAUGAAAUGCCAGCGGGGAGACCUAAGUUUCAUCUUCAACGGCAAUGCUAUUCCUUCUGAGUCAUUUGUUGUUCUGGACAAUGAACAGAAGGUCUACCAGCGGAUACACCAUGAGGAGUCGGAGAUGGAGACAGAAGAGGAGGUGGACAUUUUGAUGAGCAGUGACGUUUACUCUGCCACACUUUCCACCAAGUCCAUCACUUUCUCGAGGGCGCAGACUGGAUGGCUUUUCAGAGAGGAUAAGACGGAGCGCGUGGGAAACUUCUUGGCAGAUUUCUAUUCCGUCAACGGCCUUGUGCUGGAGUCCAGAAAGAGACGAGAGCAUCUGAGUGAGGAGGACAUCUUGAGGAACAAAGCUAUUAUGGAGAGUCUGAGCAAAGGAGGAAACCUCAUUGAGCAGAACUUUGAGCGUAACCAUCAGUCCAAUCUUGAAACUGCAUUGUCCCGCUGGACCCUUGAGCCAAUGAGAAGGCAGUCUUUAACCCCCCCAUUGCCCAACACUAUUUCCUGGGAGGAAUACAUCACUGCAGACAAUGGAAGAGCGCCUCAUUUAGGAAGGGAGCUGGUCUGUAAAGAGAGCAAGAAAAACUUCAAAGCCACGAUAGCCAUGAGUCAAGACUUCCCUCUGGGCAUUGAAUCGUUAUUGAAUGUCCUGGAGGUGAUUGCACCCUUCAAGCACUUUAAUAAACUCAGGGAGUUUGUUCAGAUGAAGCUCCCCCCUGGCUUUCCUGUCAAACUCGACAUCCCGGUCUUUCCUACUAUUACAGCCACGGUCACGUUUCAGGAGUUCCGCUACGACGAGUUCGAUGAAUCCAUUUUUACCAUUCCCACUGACUACAAAGAAGACCCAAGCCGCUUCCCUGACCUUUAACCUCUCGCCUUGGUUUUUAAUCCCACAAAACACACCUUUUAUGAAUGGAAACCCCUGUCACAAGCUCAGACUCUGAACACAGACCGUACAGCAGCAGGAUGAGAAGACCCACAGGAUCAGCUCUGCAGAGGAGUUGACAUCAGUCGAUGUGAACAUAAGCUGAGGCGUUGCUGAUUCUUACUCUAACCUCCAAAUCUGACACAGCGCAGCAGGAAAUGUAGGUAACUGAGAUUUUUUAUCAAAGGGCAUUGAAGUGAAAAAACAUGACAGCAGAGCACGGGGCUUUAUUUAUAUGAGGUAAGAGUAGAAUAAAGAACUACCAGUUCAGUUGACACUUUGUAUUUAAGUCUGUGUUGUUUUUAAAGGGAUUGUGUCUAACUGACAUGUAGUGACGCACUGAUGAUACUGUGUGAGAUGCUUUUAUGGGAAGUCUGCUCAGAGUUCAUUUUGGACAAAACCAUCUCGCAAUGCAAAAACCUUUCAAGUUUUUUCUACUUACUGCCAAUACAAAAAGUAAAAUUAUAUACUGAUGAAACCAGAUAUUUAUAUACAUUAAAAAAAGACACAUUUUUGUCACUGACACUCUCUUCUUGUUUUAGGUCUAGUAGGAUUACCAAAAUUUGUUUUGUGUUUUUUUUUCCCUUCCAAAAUGUUUCCAUUUAUUUCCUUAGUAUUUAAACUGUAUGACUUGAGUUAAACUGGUUUAAAUAUGUUGGUGUCUUGCUCACAGGUGAUUGUAGGACAGAAUGGAAAAUGGUCCAUUUGUUCUGGGAUGUACACGCCCAUUUCAAACCAAAACACAUACUUGUGUAAGUGUGUAAUUCCCUUCCCAAUAUAUUGGGCGAUUUCAUUUGAUUUUCCCGUGAUAUCACACAACAUGGGAUUAGUUUGAGGUGUUGACAUAAAAUACCUCCACAAGUGAGCCUUCAGUUAACUAUUAAAAGCCAACAAAAGCAAACUUUGCCUUUGGGCUAAUCAAAAUUAUUAAAAAGGAAUUGUAGUAUAUGAAUGACGAAAGUAAUCAAAUUCAUUCAAUCAAUUUUAUUUGUAUAGCACAUUUCAGCAACAAGGUGGUUCAAAGUGCUUUGUUUCAUAAAAACACAUAAAAGUCAUAAAAACAAUGUAAUCACUAACUGAGAAACCAGUAACUACAUUACGUUUUCCUGAUUUGAUUUAAAGGAACUCAGUGUUUCAGCUGUUUUGCACUUUUCUGGAUAUUUGUGCAAAAUAGCACAAGUGUUUUGUUCCAGAUUUGUUUCCAAUCUGGAACAAAUUCCAGAAGCUGAAUGCUGCUUCUCCAUGUUUGGUUCUGGGGAUGCAGAGCAGAACCAGAAGACCAGAGCAGUUUGGAGGGUUGAUACAGGAACACCGGAUCUUUAAUGUAUUUUGGUGCUAAGCUGUUUUUUGAUUAUUCUGGUAUUUAGCAAAUAGAAAUAUUUUUGCUGUCCUAACUGAUUUAAAACAGAUAAAUUUUUUCGUCUUUUCAUACAGUGUAUGUAAAUGUCUGGUUUCUACCUUAAAAUUAUUACAAUGCUUAAUGAAUUACUUCCACCAAUCACUGAUAACAUAUUUACUGAAUCAAAAGACAUGCAAUGACAACGGUACAUUUGGGAAAAUAAGUUCUUUUUUUAUGUUUUCAGGUCAACAUCAGCGUUUUAAAAGAAAAAUAUUCUUCCUUUGCAAAUAGCAAAAAUGUGUAAUUGUUUGUGUUGGGCAAAGAUUUUCACAAGCAUGGAGUCGUAUCACUACACUUGGUCACUGUUUAGACUCUCUAGGACAGCUCUUCAGUUUAAAGACUCUUGUUUUGUGAUGUCAAACUUUCAAUUGAGCUUCUGAAAGAUCAAAGUUGCAGCUGCAGAUCUUCACGAUACAUCAGUCUCAAUAAGCAGCAGUGAGUCUUACGUUGUGCUAAUUAAACCUUUUGUUUUUUAUUUCACAUUUUAAUCUGUGUAGCAAAUCUGUUCAAGCAGGUUCUAUAUGGACAACACAGAUUUUAAGGUUUUAAUUAUUACAGCAUACAGAGUUAAAACAUAAAGCCAGGGCUUUUGCUCUGUGCAGUAUAUUUGUUGGGUUUUGGGUGUUGGUUUGUCUUUUUUACUUCUUUGAACUGACAAGAGUAAUUUCAUUUUUUAUGUAGCAUCUGGGGUUAUCUCAAAUUCUUAUUGGUUUGUAAGUUGUGGUACAUUUUUCUACACACAUUUGUUUAAAUGAGCAGUAAUCUCUGAAUUGUUUGAUCAUCUUUUUCUUCAGUAAUGCAUCUCUUUGAUAUAUUUGGAAGAAUUUAUUUGAGGUUAUAUUAAAAAAAAAACAACAACAAACAAACAAGCACAAAACACCUGCAAAGAUUCCAUCUGAAAAGAUGAAACAAAGAAACUGAACUGUUCUUGUUCAUAAAAACUAGUGACUGCAGGAUAUUCCUGUUGUACAGGUGGAUCAGUCUUUCAGCAAAUAUUGCUUUUAUUUAGUUCCAAUUUUGUUCGUUUGUUCCAAACUGCUUUAGGUUCAGCUAGUGGAGGUGUGUCUCUUCUUCCAUUUCUGUGUUUUAUUUGUUAAUUUCCUAGCUCCACUUGCUCCAAUUUUAAAUGUUUUCUAUAUGCAUUUCUCCAUUAAACUACAUGUCAGUUGUACAGCUAAAAACUGUUCUAUAAGUCAGCAACACUAUUUUCAUAUAAAAUAUACUAAAAAUAAAAAUUCCUCAUAUCUGUCUGGAUGUUGUGCUUCUUCAGUUUAAUAAGGGCAAAAUAUACAUGCUGCUCUUCUCUUACUACAAACCU
Molecule: messenger RNA, 4665 nt
Organism: Gambusia affinis (western mosquitofish)
Lineage: Eukaryota; Metazoa; Chordata; Actinopteri; Cyprinodontiformes; Poeciliidae
Product: ankyrin repeat domain-containing protein 13C-like
Exons: 14
Coding region: 281-1891 (536 amino acids)
Cellular component (GO): cytoplasm
Molecular function (GO): protein binding
Source: RefSeq, a predicted model, not a curated record